Molecule: messenger RNA, 2740 nt
Organism: Cucumis melo (muskmelon)
Lineage: Eukaryota; Viridiplantae; Streptophyta; Magnoliopsida; Cucurbitales; Cucurbitaceae
Product: scarecrow-like protein 34
Exons: 1
Coding region: 189-2354 (721 amino acids)
Biological process (GO): regulation of DNA-templated transcription
Cellular component (GO): nucleus
Molecular function (GO): sequence-specific DNA binding; DNA-binding transcription factor activity
Source: RefSeq, a predicted model, not a curated record
GAAACAACCAAAAGACCGAUAAUUUCAACUUUAUAAACCUAAAAACAAAAUCACUGCCUCCACCUCUUUCACCUUUACCCUCUUCUUCUUCCCCUCUUGUCAGCCCAAGUUAUUAUGUAUGCUUUUCAUUCUGUCGGUUGACCUUCAAUCUUUUUCAAUUCUGUUUCUAUUUCCAGGCGUUCAUAACCAUGGAUCCAAACCUCAACCAUUUCCCACAAACCCCUUCAACUCAAUUCAACGAUCAGACUUCAUAUCUAUACCCAGAACUCCAAAACAGUUUUGUAUUCAAUGGCCCAUCUCUAAAUCUUGUUCCUUUCGUCGAAAAUUCCCUUUUUCCCUACAAACCAGACCCUUCACCGGCGAUGGAGUUGAAACUGGCCGGAGGUGUUCCCGUGGUGGCUCCAGGGCGGAGCCCUGGUGGUGAUUCUUCCUCAGACGAGAGUGAUUUCAAGGAAAGUGUUCUAAAGUACAUAAGCCAAAUGUUGAUGGAAGAGAAUUUGGAGGAGAUGCCUUGUAUGUUUUAUGAUCCUUUAGGGCUUGAAGUUACAGAGAAAUCAUUCUAUGAUGUUCUUGGUAAUACCGAUAACUAUCCUCCUUCACCUAAUCAACCUCCUCUCUUGGAUUGUGAUAGUGAUCGUGCUAGUACUAAUGUUAGUGUUGGCAAUAGCAAUUCACCUGACUCACAAUCGGUUGUUGAUCCUGGAGACUACAAGUCUUCUAUACUUCAAACGCCCUUUCUUAGUAAUAGUCAUGAACUGGUUAAUGAGUUGUUGGCUCAGAAUAUCUUUAGUGAUAGCAAAUCCAUUUUGCAAUAUCAAAAAGGAUUGGAGGAGGCAAGUAAGUUUCUUCCUGUUGGUAAUCAGUUGAAUAUUGAUCUUGGCAGUGGGAUGGGGACAGGAGUAGUUUCUAAGGUAAUGGAUACAACAGAGAAGGAUCAAAGGGAGAAAUCACCUAAUGGAUCGAAGAGGAGGAAGAGUCGCGAACGUGAAAACGUGGAAUUGGAUUCGGAAGAAGGGAGGAGAAACAAGCACGCCACUAUUUAUAUGGACGAGGAAGAAUUAUCUGAAAUGUUUGAUAAGGUUUUACUUCAUGAUUGUGGAAAUGAGACCACUGCAAAUGGUGGGGGUGAAAAUUUGCAGUCUAAUAGACAAGUUCAUGGAUCGGUUACUGCAAAAGCUCGGGAAAAGAAACAGGAGAAGAGGAAAGACUCUGUGGAUUUGAGAAAUCUUCUGAUAUUAUGUGCACAAGCUGUGUCUUCAGAUGACCGGAGGAUUGCGUAUGAACUACUUAAGCAGAUUAGGCAGCAUUCUGCAACUAAUGGGGAUGGUUCUCAGAGAAUGUCUCAUUUCUUUGCUAAUGCUCUCGAGGCUCGUAUGGUGGGCAACGGCACAGGAAGUAGAAUCUACUAUGAAUCAUUAUCUCAAAGCAACAUUACAGCUGCUGAUAUGUUGAAAGCUUACCAAGUUCACUUAUCAUCCUGCCCUUUUAAGAAGCUCUCACUCUUUUUCAUGAUUAAAAUGAUUUUGAAGGUUGCUGAAAAUGCUAAAAGUCUUCAUGUUAUUGAUUUUGGCAUUUGUUAUGGUUUCCUAUGGCCAAUGUUAAUUCAGUUUCUUGCACAACUACCUGAUGGUCCUCCCAAACUACGCAUUACUGGUAUAGAUCAUCCUCUACCAGGAUUUCGUCCAGCAGAAAAGAUCGAAGAGUCAGGUCGUCGGUUGGCAAAAUACUGUGAACGCUUUAAAGUUCCUUUUCAAUAUCAAGCUAUAGCAUCAAAUAACUGGGAAACCAUCCGAAUUGAGGACUUCAAGCUCGAUAGCAGUGACGUGCUUGUUGUGAACUGUUUCUACAGGUUUAACAACCUACUUGAUGAAACUGUGGAAGAAAGUAGUCCACGGGAUACUGUUCUGCGUUUAAUAAGGAAGAUGAACCCAAAAAUCUUCGUACAUUCUGUGGUUAAUGGAUCCUACCAUGCACCUUUCUUCAUAACACGAUUCAGGGAAGCACUGUUCCACUUCUCUGCACUAUAUGAUGCUCUAGAUGUUAAUUUACCUCGUGACAGCGACGAGAGGAUGAUGCUGGAGAGAGAGUUUCUUGGUCGCCAAAUUAUGAAUGUAGUGUCAUGUGAGGGUGUUCAGAGAGUUGAGAGGCCUGAAACCUAUAAGCAGUGGCAGGUAAGGUGUAUGAGGGCAGGAUUCAGGCAGCUUCCUUUAGACAAGGAGAUCAUGAGCAAGUUUAGGAGCAAAUUAACAUCCUAUUACCACAAAGAUUUUGUACUAGAUGAAGAUGAAGGUUGGAUGCUUCAAGGAUGGAAAGGCCGGAUCGUCUAUGCUUCUUGUUGCUGGGAGUCAGCAUAGAUAUAUUGCUUGCCAUCAAAGCAACAUCGAGAGGGGCAUUCAAUUCCCUUGCAUCCGUUACUGAUAGAGGCCGACCUAGUUUGUGAUAUCUGCAUUUCUUUCUACUCUGAGAAGUUUGAAGGUAACAGUCCUAAAAAAGAGGCUGUCCUUGUCUCAGUUUGUUUCGCUUGUUAGAUCUUAGGCAUUGCCUUGUAACCUUGAUAGGUACUAGUAUGAUGAUCAUGAACUGUGCGAAUUAUAAUAUGUGAUUAGGAGAAGAGUGUUUCUUUGUAUAGAAAAAGGUUAGUCGAUCAGUAAUUUUGAGUCUUUUCCUUUAUCAAAAAAAUGUUACUGAGUGAACUAAUAUUGAAUUGAUGAGUAUAGUACUUGAGAUGAUUUUAUAGGUU